This is a messenger RNA of Symbiodinium pilosum, 819 nucleotides long. Lineage: Eukaryota; Dinophyceae; Suessiales; Symbiodiniaceae. The record is from the annotation of a GenBank genome assembly.
AUGGUUGCCUUCAUCAGCUUCCUCAAAAAAUAUGACGCAGGCCGCAUGUCCACGGCCGCUUGGCGGGUCCAGCUCGCUGCCUGCCGUGCUGUGAGCUGUGGAGCUGGUAGUAACUUUCAUCACCACUAUAAGCGCCACCAUGAGCACAACGGCGAGUCCGACGAGCAUGAACAUGGGCAGCUGAAGACAGACAAGGGCGGAGGCCCCCUAGAUGAAAACGAGGACAAGGAGCAGGCUGGCGAGGAAGCAAAGGACGAAGGCGAAGUUGAGGGCGAGGGUGAGAAAGAUGGUGAGGAAGGUGAAGAGGAAGAGGAGGCUUGGAACAUGACCUUGGGAGACAAGCUGCUUCUUGAGAUCGGCUGGCUAGGCUUGUUCCUGGUGCUGUCCAUGGCUUUGGUGGCUUUGAUGGGCAUCGUCUCCCAGCUCAGAGAUGAUUCGAAGGACAUCGAUGACGGCAUUGUGGAGCCAUCUGCGUUCGCCCGUGGGGCAUACUGGAUUGAUGUCCACUUGCUGGAUCCUUUGGUCAUUGUCAUGGGCCUGGCAAACUUUGUAGUCUUUGCUGCGUCGACAGAGCUCGAUCACGACAAGCAGGCCACGAGCGGCUUCGGCUUCAAGCGAAAGCUGGUGACCUGGGUUCCGCGGGCGAAUGAGCUUUGGUCUCCUGUUUCGAGCUUUGUCGGCUCCAGCACAUCCCUGGUGGAAGGCAGUGCGGCGCCCUUUGUGGCGUUGCUUCUGAAUGCUUAUGCGUGGAUCGAUAUGAUUGCCAUGAUGCCCUCCUUGCUCGACAUCGUCUUCCACAAGGAUGUGCGGCUUUGCUGA